Molecule: messenger RNA, 1566 nt
Organism: Peniophora sp. CBMAI 1063
Lineage: Eukaryota; Fungi; Basidiomycota; Agaricomycetes; Russulales; Peniophoraceae
Source: the annotation of a GenBank genome assembly
AUGCUUAGGCGCUGUGCACCACGCGGUUUCCCGCUGCGGCAUACGCGAUCGGUGCCCGUAUUGCCGCCACCGUCAUCGCGCCGGCGCCUGUCUACGCCGCCGGACCCGUCAUCGUCGCCGCUCGCAAUCCAGUCGCACUUCGCUUCCUCAGUCGGGCAUGCAGUUGGCACCCUCGGCCGACUAUUUACAUUUGGCUUGAUUGGCCUCAUUACCACGGGUGUCGUGGUCGGCACUGCGUUUGAGGGUGCCCACAUUUGGGUCGAGCACUCCGGACUCGCGCCUGAGAAGGACGAGGAGGCAAAGAAGUGGGAGUGGGAUGUCGAGAUGGAGCGCUGGACGGGAGGUUCUUCGGGCGGGACGGAUGGCGCGCUGGGAUUCAAGGGCGCGCACGCUCUACGCUCCGCGUGGCAGGUCUUGCACUGGGGUCUCGGCACUCCCGUGCCAGGUUCCAACGUAGGGCACGGUGCAGGCGCGUUAGGAGGCAUCGACCCCGCACUGGAACACGCACAAAGCUUCCUGGCCGUCGCACACAAUAUUGCACUCGACCGUCGCGUCAGUGCACGGACCCAAGUCGACCUUCUCACGCGUCUAGCUGAUGUCAUGGAACGUAUCGGCACGCCUGACGCCCUGUAUGAGGCUCGCGCUGAGCUUGAGGACGUAUGGGCGCGGAUACAGACGCUAGAGUCUGCCGACGGACACGAGCGCUCUCGCGUUGCUCUCAAACUCGGAGAUCUCAACCGCCGUCUCGGUGCACCGGACACUGCACUCUCUUGCUGGGCGAAGGCGCUGCAUUUGAUCUCUGGCAAUCCUCUCGCACCCGCACCGCCGCUUCCAGUCCUUCCGACGUCACCACCCAUUUCACCGGCAGAUCAACGCACACUUGCCCGCGCUCUGGUAGCUUUAAGCGCUUUCCAUGCAACCCGAGGAGCCCUGCGCGAAGCGCGGGAUACCGAGUUACGCGGACUGGAACUUCUCCGUGCCGUUCCUGCACCGGAAAGCUUUGGCAGCGCAACACCACCGCAGGCUUUACACAGCUUGUUCGUCAUUCAUCGUGCUGCUAUGCUCAGCGUACACCUGGCGGAAGUCAGCCAUGCACUUCGCACCCGUGGUAACGCAGAGGAGAGUCUUGGUUGGCUAGCACGAGCAGCUGAAUCAAGCGAGCGCGUCGCACGCGUGCUCACCGGGGUCAAACUCAAUGCCUCUGCCCAUCAAGAAGAGAAGGAGUGGACGAACGCAUCGGGGGUGCCGCGUCCGCCAAUGGAUCGACCGCUUCUCAAGGCAUUCGAAGAUAGCCCAUCCAUGAGUACGCCGGCGCGAAACCUGCUGCGCGAUGCGCGUCGGAGUGCCGCGGAGAGCUGGCACCUGUUGGGCUUGUUACAGGAGAAGUCGAGCGAGGCACGCGCGCUUGCUUGCUAUGAGCGUGCGAUGUCCUGGGCGGGGGCCGAUGCCGGGUCUGCGGAGGCGCUGGGUAGGGAGUGGAAAGCGCUGCAGGCAAACCGUGCCCGUGUCAAGGAUAAGCUUGAUGUGAAAACCGCUGAGGCUGCCGCUGCCGUUGCCAAGGCUUGA